AUGGUCUUCGGUCGUCGCAAGAGAAGUGCCUCUGCCCAUCACCAGCCACUCUCCACACCCGCCGCGCAAUCCGCCCAGUCCGCCGCCAGCCAUGCUUUCCUAAAAUCCCAACCCUCCACAGCCAGCUUGUCCUCCGCCGCGGCGGCAGCAGCGCUCCGAAACUGCACACCCACGCCGACCCCCAUUGAAAAUGUCCAGACAAAACGCAUGGUCCAGCGGCGCAGCUCGACCCAGUCGCAGGUUAAUCCCGUUAGCGGUCGCCGCUCGGCCAGCGUGAGUGGGACGCUGCGCCGCUCCAGUAGCAAUAGUUCGAUGAGCGCACGAACCUUUCGCGACCAGUCCCCCAAUCGCCCAGCUACCAGCUCCGGCCCCGUCGGACCCGGACCUGCACCCAUCGAUGUGCCUCCACUACCUAGUCUCCCGACGAAGUUUGCGCCGCGGAAACUGCCGAACCGACGUGCGAUGAGUAUGGAGCCCUCGAUGCGUUCGCCGCCAUCGUCUCCGCUACGCUCUGGGAUGAGGGGCGUGGGUCGGGAACAUGGGCGAGGGUCUCCGAUUCAGUUAACUACACAUCAACGUAUGACUAGUCUUGGGACCGUUCCAGAAUUGGAACGAUCGACGAGUCGGAAUUCGGUGAAUUUCUCGUACCCCAUGGGCUCGCGACCUACCUCGCCGAUUGCGACGUCUGAGAAUAAUCCGAUGAGCCUCCACGAUGCUAUUCAAGAAUCGAUUGCUGAGGUAUCUGACAAAUUUCCAAAAGGCAAGCCAAGGGCACAACCAUCUGGCAGUCUAGAGGAAAACCCCGUUGCAAACAACUCUGGUCCUUUGGCUGGCAGCGCAGGUGCUGCAGCCCAAGCGGUUAAUGUACCAAAGGAUAGCCGAAGUGCGAAUGGUCGAACUGGGAAGGUGCAAAAUUCGCUUAUAAAGCACGAUCCUCUAGACCAAUAUACUGGUAACGCAGUGCCUGUUGUGGCCAGCGUGGGAAGUGAACACCCAUCAUCCCGAGCUCUUCCUGAGCGAUGGCCAUCCACCGUUCGAGAAGAAGAGCCCGAAGAUGACGGUACGAAUGUCGAAGAUAUCGCCAUACGGCAAGGAAGAGACCGGACGACGAGUGCAUCGCCAACUGCUGAUCACGUAGAGGCAGCGCCAGUGCCCUCAUCGCCCUCGACAGAGCUGCAAAUAGGGCAGAAGCCACACCGUCAGUCCAGCAGCCCAGGUCGAACUGCUCGUUUUUCCAGAUUGCUCUCCGUAGCCGGAGCCGGUGAUCAAGUUCACCAGCCUCUGCCCAGAUCAGUAUCUCCUGUCAAAUCGGCCUUGAAGCACCCAAGGGGAAGCUCUUUAUCGCCUGAUGGGAGGGUUGGGGCAACCGGUCGAGUCCUACCACCGAGCGAGCUAUCAGAUGGUACCUCAGUGGCUUCAGACGAAGGAUCCCGGGUUGACACCAGGAAGAAGCCUGUCAAGGUCAGUUUCGAUGAUGAGGCUGAGGCUGUAAUGGCAGCAGCCAGUCCGCCUACGUCGCCGGAAGAAUAUAUGCCUGAUUCCCCACCCGGCGGUAAGGCCAAGUCUCGUAUGAAUUGGCUUGGUGUUGGCAAGAAGAAGUCGCCCGCGGAGUUUGCGAGCGACGAUGACUGGAAUGUAGUCAUCAAACCCCGCCAAGUUCUUCCAUCUUUCGGUAGUAUUCGGGGGAGCCGAGGCGGUGCCCUUAAGAGGUCGCCAAUCCCAGAUUUCAGUGAUAAUGAGUCCAGCUCUUCGUCUGCAUCUGAUGUGGCGCCAAGGCCGGAUAUCUCGCUUUCAAAUGAAUACUCCCAACCACGCGGUUUGAGCGCUCUGGAGCAGUUGUCUGUCAACGGCACUUUGCAUGCUUCGCAUUCGGAUACCAGCCCAGGGGCCAAACGAGAGGCCAGAGUCGCCGAUGGCAUCACUGAGAAACAGCCGUAUUCCAGCGUGGGCUCGGAAUUAUCUGUGCCUGCUAUUGCUGUCGAGCCUGCUACUCCCCCAGCAGACGAAGCCAAGCAAAGUUUCGACAUGAAGAGAUCUAGCAUAGACCAGUAUAGGAUUCCGGGCGGGUUCCCGCCCUCCGGCUCAAACCGGAGUCUCGAUUCGACUGCGAAGAAGACUAGCACCCAGGCCGUGGCGAGCGCCGUUCCAAAGCUGGACGACGUCGAUACCGAGGAGGAGUCUGGUGAUAGCGUCUACAGCGAUGCAGCGGAAGACUUGGACGGCGAUGGGUUUGGGUCCAUCAAUGCCAUUGUCGACAGCCGGUCAGCCCCUAGGUCAACACCGACUGAGGAGAAUGCGAGCGAAUCUCGGGACGCAACACCGAGGCCUAUCGGUCGAGCCGCCAUCGUGGAUAGUCAAUCACAAGAUGUGACAGAUCAACCACUUGAGGAGGAGCGCUCCGUGACACCGACUCAAGGCUCGGUCAACCGUCUGGAAGAGGGAUCCCCCGCCUCAUCGGUUGGCAAUGGGUUUGGUUCUGCAUACCCGCCAGUGCCAAUCCAGUUGCAAUCUCACAACGCGACUGCUCAAAAUGGCAACGUCCAAGCACAGCCCACCACGCGGACCCGGCCCAUGUCGGUGGAUGUGAAUGGCAAGUCUCAUAUGCAGGAUCCUCGGUGGUCGAGCAACGAUGCUUCUCAUCGAGGUAGCAAGGCCAAACCGCGUCCACUAUCUCUUGGUCCGACUUUCCACAAUUUGCAAACAGGUAUCCCUGGCACUCUCCGCCGGAAAACGUCGAAUGGAAGUGAUUCCUCAAGCAGCUUCAAACGGUCUUCUCCGCGUGGAGAUGCCCACUCCAUGCGACGGACAAUGAGAGCCGGUGCUGCUGGUGCUAACGUUCGAGUCCAAUCUCCAACAGAACGCAACGAGUCUCCCCUUGAACAUCGUCCUCUUUCAUCUGGCUCCUCGAAUGGCACAAUGCGCAAGACUCUCCGAGGACCUACUGGAAGUGAGCGAUAUUCGUUCUUCUCGACGAACAAGAAGGCACCGCCGAGAGCGAAGUUCACCAAGGCGCCCCCUAAGUCGGCGCGCACGACCCGGUUCGCAAAUUCAGAUGGCGAAGAUGAAGCUCGACCCCAGGUCUUCACCAGUCGAUUCGCAGAUUCCAGCGAUGAGGAGGCACCUGGAAACAGUAAUUUACGCCCUGUCCGCGGUAUCCCCCGUCGCCAAGGUGCCGACGACGGUGACUCGACAGAGUUGGAAGAUAGUUCAGAAGAAAGUGCCCGGCAGCAAGCACAGCCAGUGCUUGCAUCCCAGCCAAUGACCUCUUCACCCGGGGCCCGCGGAAAGAACGCACCAACUAUGUCUGGAAUGGCAGCUGUAGCCAAACAACGUGGCAUGUCGCAGAGAGACUUGGAGGAGUUCAUCAUGACGCCUCCCCGUGGUCGGAAGCCAGGACUUCUCACCCGACUUGGCAUCAAGAAACCCAAGAACUCGGAUCAUAGAGUUCGCGAAGCUGAUGUCGAAAUUCCCAUGCGGAGAGACUCACCCCUAGAGCUGGAGGGCAUGGUGAAUGGGAACCACGGCAUCACAACAACCACCGUUUCUGCCGGGAAUCCCGAGCCGACUCGUUCGUCGAAGCUGGUGAAGAGAAACUCUAAACGUCAGUCGACAGGACCAGACUCUUGGCCCCUGCACCCCAGUCCCAAAGAAGAGCCUCUCGAGCCAGUCGCGGAACAGCCAUACAGCGCCCCAUCGUCUUCUCUCCAAACGCAGAACCCCGCGCCGCCAAUAAAUGGUGUAGGCGCAGCAGAAAACGGAAGCACCGUUGUCAAUGGGAAUGGCGCUCACAGUGCAUCUCCGAUUGCGAAGGAGCCCGAGGCACCCCGCGACGGACCAGAUCCGAACAAUGACAGCACCUCUGAAGUCACGAACCCCGAUGACCAUGGGCUUUCGGCGCGCGACGUCGUGAUCGCUGGUUCGGGACGAAAGAAACGAUUUCCUCUUCUUCGGAAGGCAUUCGGUCUGCGCGCUUGA
Molecule: messenger RNA, 3975 nt
Organism: Penicillium samsonianum
Lineage: Eukaryota; Fungi; Ascomycota; Eurotiomycetes; Eurotiales; Aspergillaceae
Exons: 2
Coding region: 1-3975 (1324 amino acids)
Source: RefSeq, a predicted model, not a curated record